Leishmania major strain Friedlin is the source of this 1971-nucleotide messenger RNA. RefSeq names its product putative mitochondrial oligo_U binding protein TBRGG1. NCBI's taxonomy places the organism in Eukaryota, Euglenozoa, Kinetoplastea, Trypanosomatida, Trypanosomatidae. The record is from RefSeq and is a predicted model, not a curated record. The transcript has a single exon. Bases 1 to 1971 code for a protein of 656 amino acids.
AUGCUGCAGCGGUGCGCGACACUGACCGGCGCGCCACUCCGGGCUCGGGGAUACAGCACGGUGCUAGGCGCGUGUGCUGUGCUCCAUCAGCGUGGGGGCUACGAAGGCCGCGGUGGUGGCCCUCGGUUCGGCUACGGUGACGGCGGUCCCCCUCCUGGCCAGCAGCAUUAUCAGCAGCAAGGAGGCGGGUACGGAAACCGCGACGAUGUUUCGCGCAACCGCGGCGGCAGCGACCGUGGAUACGAGAACCGCAACCAGAGCUAUGAAAAUCACCAGCAGCGCUACGUCGAUCGCCCGCAAAGACGUGACAAUGAUCAGCAAGGGUACAUCAAUCGUCGACAGAACUACGAUGAUCGUAACCAGGGCUACGACGAUCGCCAAUCGGCACCGCGGCGUGGCAAGGAGCAGUACCUCACGCAGGAUGCAGACAGGCUACUGAGAAUGAAGCAUGAUUACAAGAAAGCAAAAGACACAAAGGAGCGCUUUGGGAUUACAAAAGAGGCUCGGCGGCUUCUGCGUCGCACGCGCAUCGACCCCUCCACCCAAGACGAGCGGUCUGUUGCCAUCGUGAUCAACUGCGCCGCCACCUUCUCUGUUCCAGCAAAGAUGGAGGCGGUGGAGCAGGCGUUUCAAUGGAUGCGAAGCAACAUCGGUGGCGUCUCACCUCAGAAUGUAGCCCUUUUCGCGAACGCGUUGGGUCUCAUCUCCCCCCCAGAGGCGAAGCAAGUGAUGAUCAGUGAGGUCAUGCCGGCUGUGCAGUCUGUGAUGCGCGAAAUGGCACCCGUGGAAGUAGUUAUGGUGCUGCAGGCACUUCAGCGCUUGGGAGUCGAGGAGAAUGAAAAGCUGCAGGACGAUCUCCUCUCCCAUCUCGAGCCGUGUGUCUCCUCGAUGCCGGUUCAGCAGUUGUCUACACUGGCGUCUGUCCUCCAUCAUCACUCAAUGCAAACGCGAGACAAUGCGAAGUGGAAGCAGAUUGCACACGAGACGUUGGCACGCGCUCUUGCAGGGGUGGACGGGAUACACUCACGGGAGGCCAUCGUUCUUCUUUGCGCCGCACCGUUUUUGGACGCCUCCCAGAAGCAGAUUGGCCAACUUCUCGCUCGCGUGACAGAAACUGUGCAGUUCCACACGGAUGAUCAGGUCGGGGAACUGAUGAGCGCAAUCCUCCACAUUAGACAGCAGGUCAGUGAGCCGAGUGUCGAGUUGACGGCGGCUGUCGAGGAGCUUCACAGGGCACUGAUGGCACGUUUGGAGAAGGUGAGCGCUUUUGUGGGAGCUAGAAGUGCGACGCGCAUCUGGAACUACGCACACGCUUCCAACGUCGAGCUUCCCUCCGCGAUUCAAGAGACCAUGUGCGCUGCACUCAUACAGCUCAUGACAUUCCGCACCAUUCCAUUCCGAGCAUUGGCACGGCUGAUGGCAUCGCUAUCCACACAGAAGCUGCCCUCCGCUGAAAUUCUUACUGUCGUUGCGAACUGCAGUGUUGGAGUGCGACCGCCUCGGCCUGCAAAGGCGAUUUCCCCCCAAGAGAGUGAGAUGCCGGAGGAUGGAACGGAUCACGAGAGCAUCCGCGCCGCGGCCUGCGAGGCGCUGUACAGUCGUCACUUUGGUACUCUCACUGAGCUGCGCAUCAGCCUUGAAAACGCCUUUGCCAAGAACGAUGUCCCUCCCAACGACGCUCUCGCCAAGACGCUGCCAGAGCAUCUUCUCAAACAUGCUGCAGAAGCUUCGCCGCGACAAAUGCUGACGGCCGUUGUGGCCAUUGCGCUAGCACCGGCCGAUUGCCCGUAUCGAAACAAGACUCACGAUAUGGCAGUGCGUGCCGCAGUACUUAAAGCGCUCGAGGACAACCCUAACAAGUUCAAGCCCGACUUGAGCCCUGAGCUUGUGGACUGGUUCGUGAGCAGUAUCCCCGCCGAUUCCGAUUCAGCAGAGAUAGUGGCGGCGGUGCAAAAGGCCACUGCGCCGUGA